Messenger RNA from Homalodisca vitripennis (glassy-winged sharpshooter), 543 nucleotides. Its product is annotated as lipid transfer protein EARLI 1-like. The coding region runs from base 104 to 469 and encodes 121 amino acids. The record is from RefSeq and is a predicted model, not a curated record. The transcript is spliced from 2 exons. NCBI's taxonomy places the organism in Eukaryota, Metazoa, Arthropoda, Insecta, Hemiptera, Cicadellidae.
AUGAUAAUAAUAUCAAGUAGACAGUCACGUGGAGAAACAUCUGGCCAUAUAAAAGCAACAUGCUCACUCUGAAUGUCAGUUGAAUACUCAAACUCAUACCAAGAUGAAUUCUCUAGUUUUCGGACUCCUUUUGACCUUCACGUCAGUCCUGGCAGCGCCUUCUCCUCACCCAGGACCGCAGCCGGGACCCCAACCAUCCCCUUCCCCCUUCCAAGGUGGAAGCGUGAGCGGACCAUCUGCCCUAGCCCAGCCACGUCCCUCUCCAGCUGGCCCUACACCUGGAGCUGAUCCGACUAUAUUUGGUGUUGGUGGUUACGGACUUUCUGCAUACGGUUUUGGGUAUCCUUAUAACGGACUGUCUGGAUACCCUGGACUAUAUCCAUGUGCUUCAUCCCCGGGAGUUAUUAACGAUUUCUACGUUAGGCCUUUCGGGUGCGAAACUGGAGGAUUCCUACCAUAUGUUUAUUAAUCCUACAUUCUGUAAUCCUUGUUCAUUUACAUUUCUCAGAAAUAUGUAUUGACUAAUAAAUAUAGCAAAACUUA